AUGCUCCCCAUUGAUGUGUCGGAGCGAUUCCCACUAGCCACCAUAUUGGUGCUCUUCAUCGCAUUGGCAAUGACUGCCACCACGGAUAGUAAACCUACCAAGUCGUUGGCGACUACAUCACACCAGUCUUUGAGCGAUGCUUCGUCUGUACGUCUCCAGAUAAUGCUCACCGGACGGAACAUGCAGAUUCAUGGACAGUCUGUCUUCGAUGUAUUCGCCAAGCCGACUCUGUUCACGGACGGAACAAGAAUACGUUACGAUGGAUUCGCCACAUUUAUCCAAGGUGAUUCACAGUUCACGUACAUGGUCGUUGACGGCUCCGCGUAUGUCGUGGAGAACACAGGAGAUGACACCACGCCCAUCGCCACACAAACCGUGAAUUGUCUGCCAUCAAUCACACCGUUCGACUCCAUCAUUGAUGCACUCAACAACCUCACGGCCAUUACGAAUGAUUCUAUCGGCGACGACAGUGAAAUGGACUGCUCAACCAGAGACUUGUACGAGACGUCAUUCGGGGGUGAACAUUUCAAAGUGUGUGCGUUUGGAGCGGACGGUUUCAUCGCGUAUGGAGGGGAUAUUACGAUGACGAUGGAGUAUUUAGACGGUCCGCUGAGGAGUUUUUCUGCUCCGAAGUUGACUAACGGUAAUAAAUCAUGCCCUGUCGUGGCGAAGCCGACGACUGCGUCCAAGACAACCUUAACUCUGCUGAAUAGUAGGGAAGUAUCUCCUAUUAGCAUGGAUAGUGUUGCGGAUUCAGAUUAA
Phytophthora nicotianae INRA-310 is the source of this 762-nucleotide messenger RNA. RefSeq lists its product as hypothetical. The transcript has a single exon. The record is from RefSeq and is a predicted model, not a curated record. Bases 1 to 762 code for a protein of 253 amino acids. Lineage: Eukaryota; Oomycota; Peronosporomycetes; Peronosporales; Peronosporaceae.